AUGCAACCUUGCUACGAUGAUCUUGUGAAGUCUGAGAAGGAAAAAUUCUCAAAGUGGUUAUUACACAAUCACUAUGAGGAAACUGAUAUUUGGAAAUCUUUACCCGAAAAGCCUGAUAUGUGGAGAUGCUAUGACACUUUUCAUGAGGCAAUUGGAGAGAAACCCGGAUCAUACAAACCUAACACAUCUCUUGAUAAUGAGCGCAGAUACGAUGACGAUGGAAAUUGUGGAGUAGCAUUAAUACAAUUUGACAAAGUCGAAAAUGCCUACUGGUGGGGGCCUGGCGGCGACGAUUUGAGUCUUAGAAUGGAUUGGAUGCUAAAAGAAUUUAGUCAACUGAAGUGUAUUUCAGGAUCAAAAUUUCGUGGAGAUCCCGAUUACACUACAUGGACACCACCCGAAAUUGAUUUUGCAUUUACGCGAAGAACGGCACCAUCAUGUUUCGCUGAUGAUUGGGAAGGCCUUGAGCGACAGUGGAUGUACUAUGGAGAGGCAGCCUGGGCGAGGGACCACCCUGAAAGCUACAAAGCUCGAGAUAAGUCCAAAGACUAUCCAGCAGGGCAACAUGUGGGCACAUAUACAAAGCUCUACCGGGCGGAUGAUAGGUUCCUUCUUGAUGGCUAA
Messenger RNA from Sclerotinia sclerotiorum 1980 UF-70, 624 nucleotides. RefSeq lists its product with no specific name. The coding region runs from base 1 to 624 and encodes 207 amino acids. The record is from RefSeq and is a predicted model, not a curated record. The transcript has a single exon. Lineage: Eukaryota; Fungi; Ascomycota; Leotiomycetes; Helotiales; Sclerotiniaceae.